Messenger RNA from Fundulus heteroclitus (mummichog), 3510 nucleotides. Its product is annotated as NT-3 growth factor receptor. NCBI's taxonomy places the organism in Eukaryota, Metazoa, Chordata, Actinopteri, Cyprinodontiformes, Fundulidae. Gene Ontology annotation, biological process: regulation of phosphatidylinositol 3-kinase/protein kinase B signal transduction; cell surface receptor protein tyrosine kinase signaling pathway; cellular response to nerve growth factor stimulus. Gene Ontology annotation, cellular component: signaling receptor complex; axon; plasma membrane. The transcript has 18 exons. Gene Ontology annotation, molecular function: neurotrophin binding; neurotrophin receptor activity; ATP binding. The coding region runs from base 280 to 2772 and encodes 830 amino acids. The record is from RefSeq and is a predicted model, not a curated record.
AGAGAGAGAGAGAGAGAGAGGGUGAAAUGGAGAUGUCAGAAUGAAUGACAGAAGACAAAAAGAGAGGGACAGGGUCUGAACGCCCUUAGAUCCCUUUCCACCAGCUAACCAAACUGGAAGACUGGGUUUUUCAGCAGUGUUUUUGCAUCUGAUCCAUACACCACCCACAGAUAUGAAGGAGAUAUUCUUUAUUUUUACUUUUGGACUCUACUGAGAGACAACAUUGCUGCUUACAGAUAAAGUGUGAAAGCAUAUUCUCAUUGUUUUCACACAGAGCAGAUGUGCGGGAAAAUGAUAUGUGAUUCCAGCAUGGAUGUUCCGAGGACAUCCUUGGUACCCCCUUUGAGGGUCUAUAGCCGCUGGAAGGUUUUCCUUCUGCUAGUCUGUUUUUGCCACAGCAACCUGAGCUCCCUGUUGGACUGUCCGCCCAUCUGUGCCUGCUCAUCCACCGAGAUCUACUGCAACAAGUCGGACAGCGGCAAGUUCUUCCCACUGCUGUCCUUCCACGGGACAGGCAUUGUAGGGAACAUGAGCGAGAACAUUGAGGACUUUUUCCAGAACAUCACCAGCAUAUAUCUUGAUAAUUGGACGGGUCUGACAACACUGACAGAUGUUGAGAUGGAGCUGUACCCGGGCUUACAGAGGCUAACUAUUACCCGGAGCAGCCUGCACGCCCUCCAUACUCGGGUUUUCUCCAAAAACCCCAACCUGCGCUACAUAAACUUGUCCAAGAACCCUAUGUUGAAGACACUGUCCUGGCAGGUCUUUCAACAUCUGCAGCUGGAAGAACUGCAUGUAGAAGAUGUUGUAUUUUCCUGUGGCUGUGAGAUCCGCUGGCUGCAGCUGUGGCACCAGAGAGGAGAGAAAGGCCUUAGCAGUCAACAGUUAACCUGCUCAACUGCAGACACAGAAAUACUCCUGCAGGACAUGAACAUCACCAACUGUGACCUACCUGUUGUCAGUGUUAGUCACAGCAACCUAACGGUUGUUGAAGGUAGUCAGGUAACAGUGAUCUGCAAUGGUUCUGGAUUGCCAAUACCGGAGGUGGACUGGCCUGUUAAAGACUUUCACUCUAUCACUGCACAAGGGGCUAAAGUAUAUAACAACAGUAUUCACUCCAUCAACAUAACACUGGUCAACGUUAGCAGGGAGGACAACAAUUUCAUGCUAACUUGCACUGCUACCAACAUCGUAGGCUUAGCCAAAGCUUCUGUUCACCUAAUUGUUCACUUUCCUCCCUCCAUUGUGAAGCUUAAGGAGCCUGAACGCCGCCAUGACACAUGCAUAGAGUUUACUGUUCGGGGUUCACCCCAUCCAACAUUAAGAUGGUUUCAUGAAAAUAAGGAAAUUUUCCACAGUGAGUACAUUCGACCUGAUAUGGCUGUUUUCCGUGAUGACAUAGAGGGGUGCCUUCUUUUUAAAAACCCAACGCACUAUAAUAAUGGCAACUAUACCUUGGAAGCAAUCAACUAUCUGGGUGUGGUCAACAGGACAGUGUAUGGACACUUCCUUGAAAUGCCCCCUUCUGAUUACGAUUAUGUAACUCCAACUGCGGAGCCACACAAACCUUUACAAGAUCCUUUUGGGGUCUCCAUGGCAGUAGGCUUGGCGGUGUUUGUCUGUGUAAUCCUCGUGUUUCUUUUUGUUCUGAUAAACAAGUAUGGACGACGAUCCAAACUCAUCAUUAAAGGCCCAGGAACAGUGAUGAGUGGGGAAGAAAACUCUGCCAGUCCCCUCCACCAUGUCAACCAUGGCGUUAUAAGCCCCUGUGCUUUGGAUGUUGGGUUAGAUUCUGUGGUGAUUGGAAUGUCCAGGAUCCCUAUUAUAGAGAACCCACAGUACUUUAGACAUGGACACAACUGCACCAAACCAACCACCUAUGUUCAACAUAUUAAACGUCGGGAUAUUAUUUUGAAGAGGGAGCUUGGUGAAGGUGCCUUUGGGAAGGUCUUCCUGGCUGAAUGUUACAACUUAAGCCCAACCAAGGAUAAAAUGCUGGUCGCUGUGAAGACUCUAAAGGACCCAACACUUGCAGCCAGGAAGGAUUUCCAGCAUGAGGCAGAGCUUCUGACCAACCUCCAGCAUGAGCACAUAGUCAAGUUUUACGGCGUGUGUGUGGAUGGAGACCCUCUUAUCAUGGUUUUUGAGUACAUGAAACAUGGAGAUCUUAAUAAGUUUCUCAGAGCCCAUGGACCAGAUGCCACAAUCCUGGUUGACGGGCUUCCUCUUCAGACCAACGGGGAGCUGGGUUUGUCCCAGAUGCUUCACAUAGCGAGUCAAAUCGCAGGUGGGAUGAUCUACUUGGCAUCCCAACACUUUGUCCACCGUGAUCUUGCAACAAGAAAUUGCUUGGUGGGGAAUGGCCUUCUGGUGAAAAUAGGAGACUUUGGCAUGUCCAGAGACAUUUACAGCACAGAUUAUUACAGGGUUGGAGGUCAUACCAUGCUUCCUAUUCGUUGGAUGCCCCCAGAGAGCAUCAUGUACAGGAAAUUCACCACAGAGAGUGAUGUGUGGAGCUUUGGAGUUAUUCUGUGGGAGAUCUUCACAUAUGGCAAACAGCCAUGGUUUCAGCUAGCCAACAAUGAGGUUAUUGAAUGCAUUACUCAGGGCAGGGUAUUAGAGCGCCCAAGAACCUGUCCAAAGGAAGUCUAUGAUAUCAUGCUGGGCUGCUGGCAAAGGGAGCCACAACAGCGCCUCAUUAUUAAGGAGAUUCAAAAGAAGCUUUUGGCGCUGAUGAAAUCCACACCUGUGUAUCUGGAUAUAUUAGGAUAAGAACAGAUACCAAUGUGAAGAAAUCAGAUGCACUGGGACAGAACUCUUGCACAAUCAAGCCAUCAUGUGCAAUGGGAUAGAGAAUCAAAUCUACACUACAUCUGCUUUAUUUAUUGGAAGCAAUGGAAAGAAGUAACUUAAAUGGGGUGGGAAUUUAGUGAACCAAAAAGAACUUGAAAACACUGACUCAUAACAUAGAUCUUGUAGAUUUUUUUUACAUAAAUUGAAAAAGUAAGGCUCAUUCAGAACUAUGAAUUCUGUCAAACUGGAGGUAAGCCUGUGAAUAUUGUCCUAGUCCAAAUUUUUAUCUUUUCGUAUAAAUUGAUCAGCUCACACCAUAUAGAUCAUUGCAGCACUGCUUUUCAGUUCUGACCUACAGUAGUAAUUUUUGUAGUUUGCUGGUAUGUGAGCUAUGUAAUCAUAAAUGUUAACGUGUGACCAAUUUUUGUUGUAUUUCGUCCACAAUAUUCAAGUAUUUUGUCAUUUCAUAUACAUGUCAUAAAAAGACUACAUGCAUUAAAAUAAAACAAGGUUCCUCUUCAGUCUGGUGGUUGCAUAGGUUCACAAAGGCUAGCUGCAUUGUUGGCUGAAGAAUUAAGUUUUUACCUUCAUGUAAUGAUUCAUCGAUGCCAGGAAGGUAGCCAGCAUGUCUGCAGGUUAAGGGUGAUGUCUCAUAAGAAAAUGUCUUUUUGAAUCUCCCCAUAAAAAGUUUGCCAAUAAAGAAAGGUGAGACCCUGG